Molecule: messenger RNA, 654 nt
Organism: Toxorhynchites rutilus septentrionalis
Lineage: Eukaryota; Metazoa; Arthropoda; Insecta; Diptera; Culicidae
Gene: RpS27
Product: 40S ribosomal protein S27
Exons: 1
Coding region: 167-421 (84 amino acids)
Biological process (GO): ribosomal small subunit assembly; translation
Cellular component (GO): ribosome; cytosolic small ribosomal subunit
Molecular function (GO): RNA binding; structural constituent of ribosome
Source: RefSeq, a predicted model, not a curated record
GAAAAUCGACCCCUACACUCUUCCUUAGUUCCGCGUUAUACGUCGUGCGUGUAGUACGUAAAGCUUGUCAAAGCUCGUAUAACCCUCUUUCCAAGAGUUGAGUGAAUUUUUACUCAAUCCUCCGAGACACGUGUUUUGCCAGAAGUUUUAUUAAAAACAAACCAAUAUGCCGCUCGCCAAGGACUUUCUGCAUCCGCUUCCGGCCGAGGAGAAGCGUAAGCACAAGUUGAAGCGCCUGGUGCCCCAUCCCAACUCGUACUUCAUGGAUGUCAAGUGCCCCGGAUGCUACAAAAUCACAACCGUAUUCAGCCAUGCACAGAGCGUCGUGGUAUGCACCGGUUGUUCCACCAUCCUGUGCCAGCCGACCGGUGGAAAGGCUCGUCUCACAGAAGGAUGCUCGUUCCGCAAGAAGCCGUACUAGGUGCCCGUGGUGGAGAAAUUUGCCGAUUCCAUCGUUUUUAAGCCAAUGUUUAAAGGUGUCAGCAGGAAGGAGCACAAAAUGGAGAGAAAAAAAAAUGUUCGUGGUGAAAUGCAUUUGAAGUAAACAUCGUUUGGAGUUUGCCAGCGUAACUAUUUACACCAUAUGCUGUAAUAAUACGCAGAGAAAUGAAGGAAUAAAGAAUGAUUUUGGAAACGGAAAGAGCCACGAAAUAA